AUGACCACAUCACGCGGAUUUGUCAAUAUGCCACAAACAAUAUUUGACAGAACAGACAAUACAGAUUUGGAUAUAAGCGAUGAGAUGGAAGAAGUUCGCGAACUUUUGUACGAAUUAAUUAAAACCAAUUUUUCAUCAGGUGUUAUGGCAGAGCAUCUGGCGAAAAUAUAUAAAGAAAGCUAUGAAACACGUGGUUUAGGGCCGUUGCUUCCGGAUAAUUGGCUUGAUCAUAUACGAGUGGCGGAAGAAUUUGAAGUUGUUAGUCGUGGUCCAAUUGCUAUGGUUUAUACACGACAACGCGAUGCACCACCACUUAUUGUUGAACUGCCAUGUAAUUCUUUGAACAUAACGAAGAGGCUUGUAUCGCCUAAGUUAAAGGAAACAGCCCGAAUUAGGCUUACUGAUCGAGAAUUGGCUCAACAGAUGAAGUCGAUAUUAUCGUUCGAACCGAUCAUUUGUCCGUCAACAAUAAGCGUUAUUGUGGUAAAAUGUGAUGAUGAAUCGGCCGAUAUUUAUGUACAGUUGGCCGGUACAAGAAAUAAUUUCGAACUGCUACGAUCAGCAAUGGAUUCACACUACGAAGAGCAAUCUUCCGGUGAACCAGUGACAGAACCGGAACUGGGUGGCGUUUAUGCAGUUCGUGAAUCGGAUGGACAUUGGUAUCGAGCACUAUUGAAAGUUCCUGAAUAUUUCACAUUGUUGGAUAACGGUCGAAUCGUAUAUGUGAAUGGUGCUACGAUUCGACGUCUUCGUGCGGAAUAUGCGCUUCCAAGAAUAUAUCCCAUUUAUGCAUUUAUUGUUACAUUGGGCAAAAACUAUGAUAAUGCUCCAUCGCUAUGUAUUUUGCGAACUGCUUGCCAUACUCAACUUCCGCUACCGCUACGAUUCAUAUCCGCGUAUAUCGAAAAUGGCUUAGUAAAAUAUAGUGUUCAAAGCUCGAUUGUGUGGAUUAAAGAUCGGAAGGAACACGAACAAAAUGUAAUAAAAGUAAUACCGACAUCGCCGCAAUAUUCAGUGACCGCUGGAGGAGCUGAAUUAGUUGCCAUGGAGUUAAGUGACAUGCCAAAGAAACGCUUUGCUGCUCAUGUUUUGGCUGUAUUCGAUGCCGAUAACAUCAGCAUACGACAAUGCUCAUUUGAUCCAAUCCCGGACUACAUAUCCAGUGCAGUAAAGCGAGACUCAUUGGCGCAGCCAUCACCACCACCCUUCAACGAAUUAAUACCAGGGCGUUUCUAUGCUGCGAAAUUGCGUCCAGAUUCGAAUUGGGAACGUGUACAAUUGCUUGGUCCAAGUGUUGUUGAUGCUGACUGUUUCCGUGUCUAUUCUGUUGACAUUGGUAUAUUCGGUAUUGUCCGGAAAUCAAAUAUACGUCAUCUCAAAAUUCCAAAUGGAUUGCGGAAAAUUUUGAUGGCAAAAUGUAAAAUAGCAGGAAUUAAACCAAAAAAUGGUGGUGAAGUAUGGAGUCGUGAGAGUCAAGUAGCGGUGUGCAAGGUAUUAACUGCUGCAGAACAUAUAGAAGUGGAACCGGUCAGUGAAUGGGAGCUAUUUGGGAAUCCAGGUUGUACUGUGGUACCCUUUGCAAUGGUGAAGAUUUUCGCGAAUGGUAAUAAUGUUGGUCAAAUGAUCUUUGAACAAGGAUAUGCCCAAUGUACACAGUAA
Messenger RNA from Acanthocheilonema viteae, 1659 nucleotides. NCBI's taxonomy places the organism in Eukaryota, Metazoa, Nematoda, Chromadorea, Rhabditida, Onchocercidae. The record is from the annotation of a GenBank genome assembly.